AUGUUGAAUAUUUUAUCUUACGUCGGCAUGAGCUUGCAGGCGGAAGUUUGCUUGUGGACAUUACUGGGGCUUGUGCGAACCAUCUUUGACGCCACGCUCUUUAAAGUGAACGCUAAUCUAAAACAGGUUUGGCAAAUGAAUAUGCCUCCAGAACUUUCGAUGUCGGUUCAGCGAGUACUGAGGACUAUGGUAUCCGGAGUGAUGCUUGUACAAUGUUUCACACUCUACGUGUAUCUUGCCUCGUACAUCGUGCUACUCUAUCCUGUUUUCUUGGAGGAACGUCCCACCCUGGUGCUCCCUUGGCUAUUGCUAGCUGCGAUAAGAAAAUUUUUGUGUGAGCUAACAAGUCUGGCUCUAGGCCUUGGUACUUGCGUGCUAUUGGGACCUGCCAGACCGCCAUGCGUCAGAUUUCUUAUUACCAAGAUUAUCUCCAUCACACCAGCAUUAUAUAUGUGGUUACUUGUUUUCAGCUACUAUCACGCACUGAAGAUGGAUUCAGCUUUCAAGACGUUCCCGGCAGUUGUACCUCCAAGUGAUCGGGAUUUCGGUCUUGAAUUAGCCGUUCGUAGGCGACGAACCAAAUCUUUAUUAGGUGAAGAUCAGCUGCGUCGGAAGAUUAUAGCAGGCCUAUAUGCAGAAAGACAAUCCAUAACCAAACCUCAUUUAACAACGCGUCUUAAAUUUGGUGAAACAGCUUAUGUUGUUCCUUCUGACAAUAGCGAUGCAGAUGUAAAGAAUGAAGCGGAUGUUAUGCGACCUAUGUCGGUCACUUCCAACAGAACUAUAUCAGAUACUGGCACAUUUGAAGACUGGCUAAACAAUGAAUUGGUAAUGCCACGUGAUACAGAUCGCAUACUUGAACAGUUUGCAACGAUGUCAUUAGGAAUAGUGGCAUAUUUGAAAAAAGACGGGACAGAUUCUUCAAAAUUUUUUGAUUCUUUAUCAACGAAGACAGAAAAGAACUUAAUGAAUUUAGAUUGCAAUGCUUUGUCAAGUGAGAACACAGACCCACCUCCAUUAGUUGGAAGUAGUAAAGGAAAAUUAGCUUCUUAUUUAACAGAUUACCCGCAAAUCUUUAUGAAAAAAGCUUCUGACAUUUUCCAACGAAAAUCUGAGUCGAAUGAAUUGGUGGAUAAAGAAACUGAGAAUGAAAUUGCUGAUAAGAAAGGUAGCUUUUCCCAUUCAUACGAUGAAACUGCUUAUUACGGUGAAAAAAGUUCUUUGAACGAAAUUAAUAACAUUAAACCUAGCGGCGAAUCUAGUUAUGUUUCACCGAAUAAUUCAAACAUUUUAGAAACGGAUUCGAGCCGUCCUAAAACUCAAGUAAGAUAUAACGAAAAGCCUGAAUUUAAUAUUACAAUGACACCAGAAUCAAACUCAAACGUAAGCUUUAAGAAUAUUAUUAAUGAUAUAAUAAGUCGAUUACCAUCGGAUUCUGUACUAAAGUCUGGAAAUAGAACCGAACACGACAUGGAGUCAAGGAAUACACCUCAAAGUCAGUCUACUUCAAAAUCAUCAUCGAGUGCAAGUUUUAAAUGA
Parnassius mnemosyne (clouded apollo) is the source of this 1539-nucleotide messenger RNA. The record is from the annotation of a GenBank genome assembly. Lineage: Eukaryota; Metazoa; Arthropoda; Insecta; Lepidoptera; Papilionidae.